GGAGCCGCAGCCAUGGCAGCCGGGGAUCUGGUGAAGGAGUUCUGCGAGGAAACGACGUGUUCUGUCUGCCUGGAGUACUUCCGAGACCCGGUGAUGGUGGUCGACUGCGGCCACAACUUCUGCCGCGCCUGCAUCACGCAGUACUGGGGGGAUGCCGAGAGACCCCCCUCCUGCCCUCAGUGCAGGGAGACUUUCCCGCAGAGGAACCUCCGGCCCAACCGGCAGCUGGCCAACUUCGUCGAGCUCGUCAAGAAACUGGAGGCGGGCAAGAGGGCCAAGCAGAAGAGCGACGCCUGCGAGACUCACGAGGAGCCCCUGAAGCUUUUCUGCAAGGACGACGGGGCCCCCAUCUGCGUGGUGUGCGACAGAGCCAAGGAGCACCGCGGCCACGACGUCGUUCCCGUGGAAGAGGCUUUCCAAGAAUACCAGGAAAGAUUCAAGGCCCAGUGGAAAUCUCUGGAGAAAGAGAGAGACCACCUUGUGGAAUGGAAACUUGUCAAUGAGCAGCGAAGCCUUAAAUGUCUGGCAAAAUUAGGUGUGGAGAAGCAGAAAAUCAAGUCUAUAUUCCGCCAAAUGCAAACCUUUCUUGAAGAAAAGGAACAAUGCCGACUGGCACAGCUUGAAGAGCUAGAAAACGAAACGAAGAAAUGGCAGGAAGAAAACGUCAUCCGACUCUCUGAGGACAUUUCCGGUCUCAAUCACCUGAUCAGUGAAAUGGAGGAGAAGUGCCAGCUCCCUGCAAGUGAAUUUCUUCAGGACAUCAGAAGUACCUUGAGCAGGUAUGAGAAGAAACAAGAGAGGAAUGCAGUGGAAUUCUCCCCUGGGCUGGAAGAGAGACUCAGAAUUUGCUGUCAGAAAAAUUCCGCUCUAGAAGAUGUUAUCGAAGUCUAUAAAGUGUUUCUGGAGGAAGCAAUGGACAAAGUGAACGUGACUCUGGAUCCAGACACUGCCCAUCCUGAACUCCUUCUGUCUGAGGAACUGAAGAGUGUGAAUCUGGGAGACAGAAAGCAGGACCUUCCUGACAACCCUGAAAGAUUCAAUAUUAUUCCUUGUGUCUUGGGUUGUGAGAGGUUUACUUCAGGAAGACACUGGUGGGAGGUGGAAGUAAAGAUGGAGGUGGAAGUAGCAGGAAAAACAGGGUGGACCUUGUGGGAUGUGGGAGUUGCUAGAGAGUCAGUCAGGAGGAAGGGGCUUUUCAGAUAUAGGCCUGAUGAAGGGGUCUGGGCUGUGGGAAAGCCGUUCAAUAAUCGAUUCUCACCCUGUCAACUCUUGGCUUUUACUUCCUCUUCAAUUACCCCUUUGACCCUGAAACGCGACCCCAGGAAGAUCCGGGUGUCCCUCCACUAUGAAGAAGGCCGUGUGGAGUUUUUUGAUGCUGACACAGAUGACGUCAUCUUCUCUUUCCCUUCUGCCUCAUUCUCUGGGGAGAAGAUCCGUCCCUUUUUCUGGGUGGGGUGGUUUGGAGUCACUUUAAAUUGCUCCGUCUAGAAGCCAACCCCCCCAUCCUUCUGCUACUUUGAAAGGGGGUGCUAGUAUUUAACAGCUGUAUGGAAACCCAUGCAGGAAACUACAGUCUUAGUGGCUUUCGUACAGCACUUGUUCCUGACUGCAGGUCUCCCAUCCUAUAGAGGAGGCAAGACCCAAACAGCAUCUCUAUGGGCCCUGUAGAAACUUAUAAGAUGAGCUCCCCCCCCUUGCUAUUUUAUUUCAUACAUACAACUCUGAAUCAUUAAAAUUUUUUAUUAUAUUUUGAAAUGU
Heteronotia binoei (common prickly gecko) is the source of this 1758-nucleotide messenger RNA. Its product is annotated as zinc finger protein RFP-like. NCBI's taxonomy places the organism in Eukaryota, Metazoa, Chordata, Lepidosauria, Squamata, Gekkonidae. The transcript has 7 exons. The coding region runs from base 13 to 1488 and encodes 491 amino acids. Gene Ontology annotation, molecular function: zinc ion binding; protein binding. The record is from RefSeq and is a predicted model, not a curated record.